Molecule: messenger RNA, 2952 nt
Organism: Diachasmimorpha longicaudata
Lineage: Eukaryota; Metazoa; Arthropoda; Insecta; Hymenoptera; Braconidae
Exons: 4
Coding region: 894-1964 (356 amino acids)
Cellular component (GO): cytoplasmic vesicle membrane
Source: RefSeq, a predicted model, not a curated record
AGCAUUUCACCAGCUUAUAUUGAUUAAUAAAUUGAAUAAACAAACACAAAUUUUUCAAUUUCCAAUUAAAUUCUGCAUGAUAAUUGGGAAAAUUAUUCACAUGGUAAAAAUCCAUUGGACAUCAUAUUUUUAUUUAAUGCGACCGAUGAAUAAACGGUUUAUGCGUAUAUGAAUAAAAUACACAUAAUGAUUGAGAUGUGAAACUAAAAAGUGUUUAGACCACGAGUGAGGCGGUAAAUGAUUGUACCCUUCAAUUUAUUUAAUCCUAAAUUUUGAUUAGGUGUAAUACAGAUGAUAUGAUUAUUGUCAAUUUUUUUAAUGCAAAUAACAUAUAAUGCGCAGAAUCCACAAUAGAAUAUGGAAACCUCUGCUGUGCUAUCCGUGUGCAUUAGAUCUGACAUCCCUUGUCCUUUUUUCAUCCCUUUCGUUUGGUGAAUGGUGCAGGCGAUCCGCAUCUCACGGCUUCUCUUUACAUUUAUCCAAUGUGCUGGUGAAAUAUAGAGCAAUAAUUAACGGGAUUUAUCAUUAUAAUAUUCAAUUGAUAAAUAAAAAUCAAUAUAUACAUAUAUAAUAAUUGAAAAUGAGACAGUUUUGAGCAAAUUAAACAUGUUUUACUACUAUUGUCCUAUCAUUCUUUAUUCUCACUGAUUUAUUGAUUGAAAAAUAAAGAGUAAAACUGAUGAUACUGGCGUGCAAUCGGCGCAAGUUAGUUUCGAUUGGCAUCUCUGACAUGAAAGUCGAUCAAUACACGUUCCUUCACUACCUCCACAUUUCUUUCUACAUGCGUUUCGGUUGAAUAACGCAAUGGAGAGCACGUUUACUCUCCAUCAAAAGAGUCCUGUUCCAUUGACUGCUGUAGGGCGUAUUCAGUGUCAAAACAACAACUCAUUGACAUGUUUACGUUACUAAUUUGGAAUUACUGGUAUUUAUGGGCUGUAAUAAUAGCAGGGCUAGUACUAGCCUCUGUAUAUGGUUGCUGGCUGUGGAAAAGACAAAAAAUAAUGAUAACUUGUUCAACUGAGAGUAUAGCAUCAUCUGACAGAAGAUAUUCAACUGCCUGUUAUCCUCCUCCACCUCAUUACAGUCCAUGCAAUUCAUUAAUUCAAACUUUACCGCCACCGUACAAUGAAGUAACAUCAAAGCCAGACCUCUAUCCUCUCGUUAUUGGAUUUGGAGAUGAAAGUAUGGGGAAAGGACCGUGCUCAAGCUUUGUAAUGCGAUACUUUCGUACACUCUCCCAUACAAGUACACUUGAUUCUCUGAGUUCAAGUUUUAUGUGUAAUGUUGUGAACGAGGCCAACACUAUUAUUCCACCUCCUUAUUCAAUCGAUUCAUGUAACAAUAGUAUUGAUGAAUUAUCAACCAUGGAGUGUGAGAGAGCACAUCUUCCCAAUGGAGGAUCCUUUGUUUCACUGGCUAAUAACCAAACAACUUCCGACAUAUCGAGUCUAGCAGCGCAAUCACCAUGUUCUCCCCCACGUGCUACCAGUCCCACCAUUGAAUUACGUGAACUACUUGAUAAAAUUCAGCAAUUGCCGCCCCACGACUCUUCAAUUAAUCGAAUAAAUUAUCAAAAUCGUCCACAAGCAUUGAAUUUUCGAGGAAUUCAAUCGUCAAUACAAGAUUUUUAUAGUCCUGGAGAGUAUAUAAACAGUAGCCGCUUACGGCGAACACGCGGAGGUAAAACUUACAUGCCUCUUGGUCAGAUGACUGCAAGGAAUAAUAAACCAAAGUAUUGGCUAUCGAGAUCGGCUCCAACAACUCCAUCGGGCACAAUACCCCUGACUUUUAUACCCGGUGUUCAUAAUCCAUUGAGGCCCUUAGAUACUACUCAUCAUCGUCAUUAUAAUCAUCAUCAGCAAGCAAUUCCCUUGCUUUCGGAACAAGAUGAAAAUUCCAUUCCACCGAAUUCUGCUGAGGGCUCAUUUUUCACCGAGAACGGCGAACAAUUACAACAAUUAUGACUAUUUAUGUCAUAUUGUAUGAUAUAAAUAUAUUUCAAUUUAUAAAGCUCAGAUGAGAACCUCAAACAAUUUUAGUAAUUGUAAAAAUUUGAAUCCUCUUAUUUAAGACUGUUAAAUUACAAGACAAGGACAUUAUUCCUCUCGUUAGCAAGAUAUUUUUUAUUCGAAAAAAAUUGCCACUCGUAUUGCUAUAUGCUCAAUGGAUUCAGACAGCCCUGCAUUGGGCAAAUAGUUUUUCAGUCGAAAAAAAAGUCAAAAUUUAUUUAAUGCAAAUCUUCAAACUCUUUUCAUGAGUAACAAUAAAAUUGUAAAAUUUGAUAGAUCAAGAGUGGCAUAAAAAUUAUCUUGUUAUAUGUAAAAAAUGAAAAUAAUAAUAAUAAUGAUAAUAAAAUACAGUGAAGAAGAAAAGUAAAAAUACGAAGGAUUUUGGACUUGUAAAUUGAUGAGUUCCCAUUCCCCCAUUCUAAAAGUGUUACAAUGCCACAGAAUAAUACCAAAGAGGUUCAUCAAUUUUAAUGUUUAAAAAAUACAUCUAAAUUACAUGAUUAUUAUUACUGUGAAUAAACAUUUACUGCACCCAGUGCAUGAAUAAUGCAGAGAAAAAAAAUAAUAUAAAUAUAAAAAAUUAUACAAACUAUACCAAUGAAUAACUAGACGAAUAAUAAUAAUAAAUUAUUAUUAUUAUUGCGCUGUGAAAAAAUCACAGUAGUGAAUGUGAAUCCCUUAAUUUCAGUUACUAAAACAACACAUAGAGUGAGAAUUUCGUAAUAACGAUGCUCAUGUACCACUUUGUCUCUACGAUGACGAUAAUAUGACAACAAUGUAGAUACUUGAUAUAAAGUAAGUUAAAUGAUAAUUCUAUAGCUGAUCACCUCUUUUCGCUCGAAAAAUAAUGUUAUUAAAAUACCUGUGCAUCAAGUAUUGUCAUGUAUUUUUUUAUAAAUAAAUGUAAUACUAUGAAAAAUGUAAUAAAAAUAUUAAUUCAAAA